CGGGCGGGGCGGCUCCGGGCCUCCCACCUCCCCCGAGCGGGGCCGAGCCGAGCCGGCAGGGGCAGAGCCGAGCCCAGCGGGGCAGAGCCGAGCCGCGGCAUCAUGCUGGGCAUGGUGAAGAACUCGCUGCUGAGCAGGGUGGAGGCAUGGCCCUACCGCCUGCUGAGCAAGGGCGAGAAGGACCAGGUCAGCUACGAGGAGAGGGCGUGCGAGGGCGGGAAGUUCGCGGCGGUGGAGCUGGUGGGGAAGCCGUUCGACGAAGCCACGAAAGAAGGGGCAGUCAAGCUGCUCAAGUACGUCGGAGGAAGCAACGACAAGGGGGUUGGAAUGGGCAUGACUGCUCCUGUCUCCAUCACUGCUUUUCCUGCUGAAGAUGGCUCCUUUCAGCAGAAGGUGAAAGUCUCUCUGCGGAUCCCAAGCCAGUUUCAAGACAGCCCUCCAUGUCCUACCGAUGAAAGCAUUAAGAUUGAAGAAAGACAGGGGAUGACCAUUUAUUCCACGACUGCUCAACACCUCUCUGGUUUCUCUGCAGGCAGUUUGGUGGCUAUGCCAAAGAGGCAGAUUACGUGAGCUAUGCUGCCAAGCUGAAGGCUGCUCUGGGAAGUGAUGCUGCAUACCACAAGGAUUUCUACCUGUGCAAUGGGUAUGACCCCCCUAUGAAGCCUUACGGACGCCGCAAUGAGGUCUGGUUUGUGAAGGAGUGAACAUCUGGCUCCUCGUGGUGCUGCCUUGCUCUGAUAACCUCUCCACAUUAUGUCCCUGUCCUCUUUAAAAUAAACUAAAAAUUCAACAGAGGCAAAAAACCUUUUUCCAUGCCUAUGCCUUAGUCUUUUAUGGACUAUAAAAGUAAUUUUAGAAGAACACUUGCUGACCCUCCUGAUGGUCCCACUCCGUCAUUCCAGACCAGGUCCUCAGCCACACAGACUCUCUUGGUCUCUCUGUGGCUUGUUUUUAUCUCCUUUCUGCUUCCAGAGUUCAAUGCUGAAAGCCAAAAGUACUUAAUUGACUGGUGCCUGACAGGAGUCAUGUCCAAGCGUAGGCAGACUAUUAGUCUCACCUGAGAUGGGCAGAGGAACAUGACAAAAGUGCAUACAGAGACUUUUUUAUCUCCUUCAGUUUGCUGUAGCUGUAAAAUGCUGCUUUUAUCUUUGCCAUUCCACAAACUAUCUAAAGGGACACAGGCAUUACUGCCAACGCAGCAUAGAGAAAAUAAACAUCCUUUACAUUGAUACAGAGUGUGCAGAAGAUCAACACUUCUGUUGUCUGUCUGAGAAAUGCCAUUCAGAGAAAGAUCCAGAUUCUGUUUGAAGCUUUCUUUUGUUUGAGGAGAGAUGUUUUGCUGUGUGCUAUGUCUUCAUCUCAGCUAGCAGCUGGACAAUGUGACCUGGAGACCUGAAGAUUGUUUCCUCACCUUCCUAUUACUUUUGUGUAACAUUUUUUCAAAACUAGCCUAUGCAAGGGCCAAAGCAGAAAUAUGUGUGGUUAUCUAACUGAAUUAGAGAAAUGCAUGGCUGGGAAGAAAGCAGAUGCUUAUUACUUGUGAUCUGAGAGUGCAUCUGAAGAAUGAUGAAAAUAUGGUGAAACUACCAUACUUCGCUUAAAAAGUGUCAAUUUUUGAAGGGCUACUGAGACCAGCUGUUUUAUUUAGAGGAGGAAAAAGAAAACAUGGCGGUUCUGGAAAACAGGGACUUGGGUCAAAUAACGAGUAGCCUUUUGGAAACUUCAAAUACAAUAGCAAGUGUGGGUCAGGUUUCAGGAAGAGUGGCAAUGUUGAAAUGUCAGGCAUCAAACCAGCCAAGGACACAGCAGAAUGCCCCCAGUAGGAACACUCACACACCCUGCUACUGGGUGUGUAUAAUGCGUUACCUGCACUAAAAGAGGUGUGCUCCUCUGGUCCUUAAGAGCCCCAUAGUUCAGGUGCUUUCCAAAAGCCAUUUUCUCCUGGAGCUGAAAGAGACAUUUGUCAGAUGGCAUUGUGGCUUCUGGCUCUCAAGCUGUUGCAUGUGUGCCUGCUUUCUGAGAACAAAUCUCAGCAGGCAAAGGAGAAAACCUGAGGUUUUGAUGUGCUUUUCUUUUUUCUCUUGCUGAGCCAAAUAAGAGCUUUGCUGUGAAAUUCAUGAGAGUUUCAGUCACCUGUGUGCAAGAGCAGCUAGUUCAGGACAGGUAAAAAGAGCAGAUAUCAUUCAAUUAAAGCAAAAAAACCAAACAACAAUGACAGGGAAAAGCUAUUGGCUGUGGUUAGUGAUUGCAGUGCAGGGGAUGAAAAAUAAAAAGAAAAAUCAGGACAAACAAAAAAUUAGGCAUUUGAAGGAAUUUUCGAAGCAGCAAAUGCCCUUUUAAACUUGUACUUGAAUCCAAAGGGACCAUUCAUGUCCCAGAUUUUUUUAGCCUGUAUGGGCGAGGAAUGGAGGAGCACAGUAUUGUCCAGUUUCAUGCCUUCCCCAGGUUCGUUUUGGAGCUUGUGUGGAUACAGUCUGGCAACCUGUGGUGAAUGUCCUUCAAUGAUCAAAACCUUGAAAUUUCUCAAAAUUUAUGUUGUGAAAUCUCAGAUGUUAGGGAUACCAGUAAUAAACCUGGUGUAAACAGAGCUGCACAGCUCAGCAGCAUGGUGGGGUUCUUUUAUAAAGUGCAUACCCUCUGAACAGAGAGUGAGAGCUUCAGACCCAACAGUGAGAGUAAACAUCUGUAGGCUCUGCCUGUGCAGCCCUGCUACUGGCCUUUGUGCCAGGCAGGCAGGAUAGAAUUUCAUAAACAUUGUUUAAUAAUGUCAAAGCCUUAAGCAAACUGAAUUGCCUUUUCUGUACACACAAAGAUACCUGUGUUUUGUCUGCAUUUUCUACAGUUUUGAAAUAAAUAAAUAAAUAAAUAAUAUUGUGAUUUACAACAUCGCUGACUUUGUGAGCUCAGUGGGAGUAGCUGAUUUGCUAGUUGAUUUGCUAGACCGUAGGUUGCUAGUUUAUCUUUCUGUUUGGAGUACUAAUCAUGUCACAGCAUUUAUAAAUAGUCAUAAUGCUUUUUCCAAUAAAUCACUAUUUUGGGUG
This is a messenger RNA of Taeniopygia guttata (zebra finch), 3041 nucleotides long. It is a transcript of the gene HEBP1, whose product is annotated as heme binding protein 1. Gene Ontology annotation, molecular function: heme binding. NCBI's taxonomy places the organism in Eukaryota, Metazoa, Chordata, Aves, Passeriformes, Estrildidae. The record is from RefSeq and is a predicted model, not a curated record.